Molecule: messenger RNA, 2865 nt
Organism: Colletotrichum truncatum
Lineage: Eukaryota; Fungi; Ascomycota; Sordariomycetes; Glomerellales; Glomerellaceae
Product: subtilisin-like protease
Biological process (GO): proteolysis
Cellular component (GO): membrane; cell wall
Molecular function (GO): serine-type endopeptidase activity
Source: RefSeq, a predicted model, not a curated record
AUGUCCGGCAAACUUCUCGUGACAGCCGUCUCAGCGUUGCUGCUGACUGGAUUCGCCCAGGGUCAAGGUCCUCUUGAGGGAACUGGUCUGGACAAGCAGAACGUCACUUUCUCCGUGCCCAGAACUCGCUUCGUGGUUGAGUUCUCUGAUUCUGGUUCUGCAAAGUUCAGAAAGCGCGAUGGUUCAGCUGACACUGAGGGUUUCUACGAGAAGGUGCAGCUCACCAACAACACGGCCCAACCAGCACUGAACUUCACCUCGGACAUCUUCCAUGGCGCCUCUUUUGAGCUUCUUAAUCAUACUACUCAGUCCAUCAGCGAGAUAGAAGCUCUCCCCGAGGUCAAGCACAUCUGGCCCGUUAGCUACGUCUAUGCCCCGACGCCUGAAGCGAAUGACGUUGGAAAGGGGCCCCAGAUUGCCAAGUGGGAUCCGCACGUUCUCACGAAAGUCAACGACGCCCACAAACUAGGCUUUGACGGAAAAGAUGUCAUCGUUGCCGUAGUUGACUCUGGCAUUGACUACACGCAUCCCGACCUUGGAGGUGGCUUUGGAAAGGGUUUCAAGGUCGAAUCCGGCUGGGACUUUGUCGGAGACAACUAUGCAGUUGAAAGCCCCAACGACCUUUACCCUGAUGACGAUCCCAAAGAUUGUCAAGGUCACGGAACCCACGUUGCCGGUAUUAUCGCCAGCAGCAACAAGGAUCUGCCUGGAGUUGCCCCUAAUGCCCGCCUCCGCGCGUACAAGGUGUUUGGCUGCGGCGACGGCACGACGGAAGAUGUCAUCGCGCAGGCUUUCAUCCAGGCUUAUGAAGACGGCGCGGACAUUAUUACCGCAUCGCUUGGUUCUGACCGUGGCUUUGCUGAGAACGUUGUUGCUCAAGUCAUUACUAAAAUCACUGCGAAGGGCACUUUUGUUUCGGCAGCUGCUGGAAACUCAGGCGCCAGAGGUCCAUACUUCACCAGCAGUCUCGCCAACGGUUUCGGCGGGUUGACAGUAGGCAGUGUCCAACACACACAACAGGCGGCAUACGAGGUCGUGGCCAAGUCGAGCGGCGGCGAGUCACGAACGAUGUAUUAUAUCAACAGUGAUGGCACCCAGUGGAAUAGAAACGGCACUUUCAAAGCGUACAUUCCUCCCGUCAAUCGCGACUUCGACAUCUGCUUUGGAGACUUGCCUGUGCCUGAUGGAGGCAUCCCUGAUGAUGAUAUUCUUGUUUUGCCCCGCGGAAAGGAGUUUUCCUGCCAAGACACCUGGCAGUUGAUGGACAGUAAUCUCAUUGGAAUCACUAAAUGGGUGUUCUUCUACAACUACCCUAACAUCAGCUACCAGCAGCCUGAUAGGUCCAAGUAUCGUGAUGAUCAACCCAUUGGAUUCGCCACUAUCAAUUAUGAGGAUGGCAUAUGGAUCGAGGAGCAAGAAGAGGGAGGCCACUCCGUCGAGUUCGAGUUUGUGUACGAACCCACGAACGCCAUUGGCAUUGAAAACAGUGCAGCUGCCAUCAACGACUUCAGCUCAUGGGGAGCCACCCUGGACGGCCGCAUGAAGCCUGAAAUCUCUGCACCAGGUGGCAGAAUUCUUUCUACCUGGCCGGUAAGCCUUGGAAAUUGGGCUGUCCUUUCUGGUACUAGCAUGGCCACACCUUACAUUGCCGGAGUUGCUGCACUUUACUUCAACUCUAUCGGUGGACGUUCGGCUCUCUCUGGCAAUGCGGCUGAAAUUGCCCACCGCCGUCUUGUGGCCAGUGGUAGCCCCAUCCGUUACCAAAACGGCAGUGAAGUCCUUGCACCCGUUGCCAAGCAAGGUGCCGGCCUGGUCGAUGCCCUGAAAGUGGUUGCCCUCAAGACGGUGAUUUCGCCAGCCAACAUCAACUUGAACGACACAUCCUACUUCAGUGGCAAGCACACAAUCACCAUUGAGAACCACAGCGACGAGGAAGUCACAUACUUUGUCGCUCACCAGCCUGGCAGCACGACCCGCUCCCGUGAGCGUGGUGACGCAUGGGUUGCUUCCGAGCCGCUUCUCAAGACGGACCAGGGCUUGGCUAUCGUCGAGCUCUCGGCUAAGGAGGUCAAGAUUCCGGCUAAAGGAAGCGCCACCGUUGAUGCCACUUUCACAGAGCCUUCUGAUAUUGACGCCGCUGUCCUUGCCAUGUAUGGUGGUUACAUUAACGUGGUUGGGUCGAACGGUGAAGCUGUUCGGGUUACGUACAUGGGCAUCAAAGGAUCUCUCUUCUCCGCCGAUGUUUGGGAGAUUGAGCGUGGCGUGCCUGUCUGGUUUGGUCCCGGAGGCUACGGUGAUACUAUCGAGGAUGGCAAGGUCUUUGCCUACCCAUCUAUGCCAGAACCUUAUUUCAACGUUCUUUGGUCUACCAGAGAGUUCAGCUUUGAUCUUGUUCGUCCGGACUGGAAUACAACGGACUGGACGUGGCCCUUGGUCUCCGGUAAGAACAACCACGUGGGUAUCACCACCUACUAUGACCCAAUGACAAGCGAGUACUUCCCUUUUCCAAGCACGUAUAUCCCUCGGCCAGCUGGAACCUACUGGCUGAGCCUGGGCGCCAACUUGACUCACGGCGAAGCUGUCGUCCCCGGCGAGUACUGCCUUUUGGCGCGCGCUCUGAGAACGUAUGGCGAUUACGCCAACCCCAAGGACUGGCAGUUCCGCCUCUCGCCUAGGUUUGUCAUUGCCGAGCCUGAGGGACAAGCGACGACGACGAGUUCCGAGGUCGAGCCAACAGUUGCGCCAACGGUUACGCCCACUGUUGCUGCUACAUCUACGACCGAGGCACCUGUGACAGUUACACUAGGUCUUCCUGUAGAGUCCUCUGCGGUUCCUCAAGAGACCCCUGUGGUCUCUGUUAUCUAG